AUGUCCUCUGGCAACAUCGUCCUCCGAUUUCAAUAUCCGCCUUCGGGCUCCAAUUCAGACAUACGUACAUUCCGAGUAUACCAUGUCAUUGGUGACUCCUCAGAUGUGGCGGAAUUAUACCGAUUCUACCACCCUCUUACCGGUCUAUCGAGCGGCGUGACGACUUUCCAGCGUAGGAACCUAACCACCAACGUAUGGGAUUCGGCCGGCCAGAUAGACUGGACCUCGAAUUCCAACGCGACCGUGACUUUCGGCAUCGACGAUGUCAAUAUCCGUGACUUGCGUAGGGCGAAGAAAUCUUCCAGCAAGUCGCGUCGUUUCAAGGCCGGCGGAUCAGAGUACAAGUGGAAAAUCGCCGAGAACAAUAUUGACCUAUUUUGUGUAGAUUCCCGUGGGAGGACAGUUGCAACAUGGGCACAAUCUGAGCUCACGCUGUGCGUUGUUCCCAGCGCCGAAGCUAUCCUUGAUCACCUGGUGGUUACGUGCUUGCUACAUCUUUGGAUCAGACAGCUCGGGCGGUGGUGA
Molecule: messenger RNA, 525 nt
Organism: Gloeophyllum trabeum ATCC 11539
Lineage: Eukaryota; Fungi; Basidiomycota; Agaricomycetes; Gloeophyllales; Gloeophyllaceae
Exons: 5
Coding region: 1-525 (174 amino acids)
Source: RefSeq, a predicted model, not a curated record